CCGCUCAGCGGCGCUUUACGGCAAGAUGGCGGCCAACGGGGGGCCGAGCUCUGUGUUGUUUACCGGUCCGCUCUGUGCGUCGUAGCCGGUUUCCCGUGCCCCGGCGCAGAGGCGCCAUGGACCGUAGGAAGAAGCCACUGGAGGUCACGGUCGCCUCGUUGGUAGAUUUAAAGGCUGAACUCUUCCGAAAGCAAGAAGAAUUCAAGAAGGAAAAACUUCUGAAAGAUGCUGGACUCUCUGUAAAACCCCAAACAACAAACAAGAAACCAAGCAUUUGGAAUAAGCAGAACACAGGGGUUUCAAGUCGAGCUGAGAAAGAUGUUGAGCAGAAGAUAGAAGAAGAUCAAACAUUAGAGAAAGCGAGGCAGAAACUGGAAGAGAAAGCAAAGCUGUAUGAGAAGAUGACAAAAGGAGACUUUCCAGAUGAAGAAACUGAGGAUUUGUACCUUGUGGAUUUCGCUCAGAAGAUCAUAGACAAACGGAGAGAAAUACAUGAUCUGUGCGAGAGUGAAGCUGCUAGAAAGGCAUCAGAACAGGAGGAAGAUAAAGAAAAGACACUACCUGAAAUAGAAAUACCACCCCCACAGGACCCAAAUGAAGAAUGGGUUGAUUAUGUGGAUUCCUUAGGCCGAUCUAGACGCUGUAUGAAGAAGGAUUUGCCAGAUCUGCUUAAAAUGGAUAAAGAACUUCAGGGGAAAAGACAAGGCAUUGAGGAGACGACUCUAUUGUCUGAAGAUAUGAGACGAGAACUUCAGCGGCAGCAAUGGGAAAGAGAGGAAGAAGAGGCCCUAAAGAAACCUGUGGGACCCAUACAUUAUGAGGACAUUAGAGAAAAUGAGGCCAGACAGCUUGGUGUUGGCUACUUUGCCUUUGCUCGUGAUGGAGCGCGGAGAAAUAAGCAAAUGGAGACUUUGGAAAUGCUAAGAGAGCAGACCACAGACCAAAGGACUAAACGUGAACAUUUAAAGGAAAAACGAAAGGCAGUUCUGAAAACAAGGCUUUCUAAACUUAAAGCAAGAAAGAUAAAGAGACUAAGAGAAGAUGGACUAGAGGAAGAAGCAAACAAACUAGAAAAUGAAGAAGAGGAAGACGUUAUUGGACCACUACCAGCUGAACCAGAAGCCCCUGUGGCUCCAAGAGUUGCAGAAAGUAGAAAAGUGGAGGUCAUCAUUCAGGAGAGAAAAGAUACAAAGGCUGGUGUGCCCUAUGUUCGAGAGUGGGAUAAAGGGAAAGAAUUUACUUUUGGAGAAUGGUCAAAGAAACGUGCAGAUGAACGAGAUCCGGAAUUUGCACCACCUUCCAAUUACUUUGUUUGUCAAAAGAGAGCCAAUAACUACCAAAGCCAGAGUUGGAACAAGCUUGGAUCCUCUCAUGAGAAACUGGGACAGGAGUCAACACAGAACAAGCCGUUUCCAUCGACGCAGAAUUACUGCAACAGUUCGGAGGAUCAGCAACCAGUUUACCAAAGUCUAGAUGACAUGUUGUCUUACUACAAACAAAUGACUUGAGCUUAUCAAAAGCAUAAGCAAGAAUCUUAACUUAAUUCUAUUUCACUUAUUUAUGUUCGUAGCAUUCACCUAUUGUUUUUCCCAGGUUUUGGGGAAAUAAGGUUCCUGUAAGUAGAUACCUUAUUAAUUAAAGAAAUCUGUCCUGUGAAGUAAUGCUGUCUGACUUCUAUCACACAACAGCCACACAUUUGCUUCAUCAGUGCUGUAUUGUAUUAAAAGGAUAAGUUUUGAUGGUGGUA
Molecule: messenger RNA, 1747 nt
Organism: Mauremys reevesii (Reeves's turtle)
Lineage: Eukaryota; Metazoa; Chordata; Testudines; Geoemydidae
Gene: CCDC174
Product: coiled-coil domain containing 174
Exons: 11
Coding region: 117-1508 (463 amino acids)
Cellular component (GO): nucleus
Source: RefSeq, a predicted model, not a curated record